This is a messenger RNA of Anopheles darlingi, 531 nucleotides long. RefSeq names its product general odorant-binding protein 56d-like. Gene Ontology annotation, molecular function: odorant binding. Lineage: Eukaryota; Metazoa; Arthropoda; Insecta; Diptera; Culicidae. The coding region runs from base 53 to 466 and encodes 137 amino acids. Gene Ontology annotation, biological process: sensory perception of smell. The transcript is spliced from 2 exons. The record is from RefSeq and is a predicted model, not a curated record.
CACCAGCAACACCUGCCUGUCGAUAGCAAGCGAUAGCACAAUCAGCCCCAGUAUGCAGUUCACCAUUUUCUUCCUUCUCUGCGGCGCCUCGCUGGUGUUUCUGGCUGAGGUUCAAAGCUUUACGCUGCGUCAGCAGAAGAUGGUCAGCAUCUACGCGCUGGAGUGUAUGGCCGAAUCGGGCAUCGAUGUUGCGUCGGUGUCGAAACUGCGCGACGGUGACAUCAGCCCCGCCAGCAAGACGAACCGCUCGGUAAAGUGUUUUAUGAAAUGUUUCUUCGAAAAGGAAGGCUUCAUCGAUGGUGACGGGCAGCUGCAGCUCGAGAACAUUACGGUCGCCCUGGAGAAGGACUACGAACGGAGUACGAUCGAUGAGAUGCUGGUCAAGUGUGGCGUCCAGAAUGAGGACGGCUGUGAAACGGCGUACCACGCGUACGAGUGCUAUCACGAUCACUACCAGAAUCUGUAAUCAGUCACUCGCGCGCGCGCUGGAUUUGCUGGAUGCCCGAACUCCUCGUGUCAGCUGCUCCUCAG